Synchiropus splendidus (mandarinfish) is the source of this 1480-nucleotide messenger RNA. RefSeq names its product ras-related protein Rab-38-like. Gene Ontology annotation, biological process: vesicle-mediated transport. The record is from RefSeq and is a predicted model, not a curated record. Gene Ontology annotation, molecular function: GTPase activity; GTP binding. Bases 153 to 767 code for a protein of 204 amino acids. NCBI's taxonomy places the organism in Eukaryota, Metazoa, Chordata, Actinopteri, Syngnathiformes, Callionymidae. The transcript is spliced from 4 exons. Gene Ontology annotation, cellular component: vesicle; trans-Golgi network; Golgi apparatus.
CUGACCUGCUGUUGUCUUCGACGUCAGGAACUAACUACAUCGCGUUUUAAAACACAUCGCUGGUGUCUUUUAUGGAGCUUCGAGUACAGCACGGGAGACCCUCGAUUUAAACAGGAUACUUCCUCAACCAUUUGCACACGACGUUAUUGAACAUGCAGCAGGAACUGCUGUUCAAAGUUUUGGUGAUCGGAGAUUUGGGAGUGGGCAAGACGUCCAUCAUCAAGCGCUACGUGCACCAGAUCUUCUCGCAGCACUAUCGAGCCACGAUCGGCGUGGACUUCGCCCUGAAGGUCCUGCAGUGGGACCGGGACACGGUGGUCCGCCUGCAACUCUGGGACAUCGCAGGACAGGAGCGGUAUGGGAACAUGACUCGCGUGUACUACCGGGAGGCCGUGGGAGCUCUGGUGGUCUUCGACAUCACCAGAGCUUCCACCUUCGAUGCUGUCCUCAAGUGGAAACAAGAUCUGGACUCAAAGGUGACUCUGAACCACGGCAGGCCGGUUCCGGUCGUCCUCCUGGCCAACAAAGCGGACCAGCUCACGUCUCAGCCGCCCAAACUGGACAGCUUCUGCAGGGAGAACGGUUUCAUUGGCUGGUUUGAAACCUCAGCCAAGGAAAACACCAACAUCGAGGAGGCAGCACGCUGCCUGGUCGAGCACAUGCUGAGCAACGAAGAGAGUCUGACGUCCGAGCGGGACCCCGGGUCCAUCGUCCUGUCGGGCUACGCCAACAAGAGCCAGCUCAACUGCGCGUCGUGCUCCAAGUGAGGGUCACCCUCACCUUCAACCUUCAACAGCCUUCCAGGGGGACAAUGGCUGCAUCAUAGUGUGUGUGUCUGAUUCCAGUGUUUUUUUUUUUUUUUUAUAUUCCUGGACUGUUUUUCUGAGGUCGAUGUCUAGCACCAGAGAAACGACAGGGCUGCGGGGUGACAGGCUUCUCUGACACCUCAGUGGAGGCUUUUAUCAAACACACAAGUCCCUGAAAGUGGACUUGUAGACAGGAAAACUAUCAGAACAGAAGAAAACUAAAGUCUCUCCAAAUCUAACCGGGAGCGGGCUCUAUAAUUUGAGGUUGUCAUCCGCAGUCGGGGCAGGCAUUGUUCCCCCAAGCAACAUGCUGUGUCCUUGCAAAACAUUCAAUUGCUUCUGUCUGGCUCCAGUGCGUGAACUGUUUUGGCUUUUCUGUGUUUUCAUCUGAGUCAGAUGCUUAAUGGGCUUCUGUGAAAGCACGGAAGCUUGUGUUCAGGUGUCAAGUGCUGGAAGAAAUGGACCAAUGACUCAGAACCUCAGAACCUGCCCCGGCCCCUCGCAGCUCCACUUGCUACAUGCAGUAAUGGACUUCACAUUAGCUAAAACACACUUAUGAAAACACCCUGUAAACACGAUGAAGACUGAUGAUCAAAAUGGUGGGUGGUUUUGAAAAGCCACCAGGUGCUCUUUUUUGCUCUGACUGUUCACUACAGCUUGGAAGUACGUGAGUG